AACAAUUUCCCUUAAGAACGUCGUGAAGAACAAUCCCUCUCACCGACCCAAGUUUUGAAACACUACUGUAAACCUCAGUUUAAAAGGAGAGAAGGAAACAUCAAACGCGUGGAGGUGAGGUGAGGUGAGGUGCGAUGGCCGUGUGUGCUUGUAAGGACGCAUUCUCUCUCUUUGCUCCUGCUUCUGCUCCUGCUCCUACUAUUUGUGCCCCUCUCUCUUUCUCUCUUAUAUCUCCUCCUUCCACCCUUUUCCCCUCUCUCUCCUCUUCUGCCAAGAUAUUGAAGAAGCCUAUUCUCGCUAUCUCUCUCGCUGUGCCUCAAAAGUAUGUAUAUCCCGACCCCAUACCCGAAUUUGCAGACAAGGAAACACAAAAGUUCAAGGCUGAGCUCUUGAAGAAGCUAUCCAAGGACAAGGAUACUUUUGGCAAUGACUGUGAGAAGGUGGUCAACAUAUGUGCAGAGAUAUUCAAUGAUUUCUUGCACAAGGAAUAUGGCGGUCCUGGCACCCUCUUGGUGGAACCCUUUACUGAUAUGCUGGUUGUCCUCAAAGAAAAGAAAUUGCCUGGAGCACCAGUAGCUGCAAGAGCUGCUCUCUUAUGGGCCCAAAAUUAUGUUGAUAGAGACUGGGAAAAUUGGACCUUACAACCUGAUAAAUGACUAGGCUCUUCUCAUUCUGUUCUUUCUCACUCCUUGCUAUUAUUGUUGGGAGUGCAUGACCAGAUGCAGCUGAUUAAUACUAUCAUUGAGAGAAUAAGUUGCCAUCCUCUGCUCUCAAGGACAGGGCUCUGAAUUUUUAAGAGAGAAACAGCAGUCACACACAUUGAAUAACAUUGAUAUGAUUCUGUAUUUUGGAUGGAUGUAGUUUAUGACGGGCUCAAUCAAUAGCAUGUGCAUUUUGUCAUUGUUAAGAGUUAUUUCAAGAGGUUGCUGUCUACGUUAA
Messenger RNA from Amborella trichopoda, 939 nucleotides. RefSeq names its product protein PLASTID REDOX INSENSITIVE 2, chloroplastic. NCBI's taxonomy places the organism in Eukaryota, Viridiplantae, Streptophyta, Magnoliopsida, Amborellales, Amborellaceae. Gene Ontology annotation, biological process: regulation of gene expression. The record is from RefSeq and is a predicted model, not a curated record.